Molecule: messenger RNA, 1858 nt
Organism: Dermacentor silvarum
Lineage: Eukaryota; Metazoa; Arthropoda; Arachnida; Ixodida; Ixodidae
Exons: 8
Coding region: 88-1284 (398 amino acids)
Source: RefSeq, a predicted model, not a curated record
GAAUUGCUCACCACCUGCAAGGUCUGUGGCCAAGCAGUAGGCGACAUCAGCUCCAAGGUUGUGGGCACUUUGCUCAUAGUGGAGGGCAUGUGUGACAAAGAACACAUGCUCCAGUGGAGGAGCCAGCCACUUGUUCGUGGGAGUGGAGCUGGAAACAUUCUUCUGGCAGCAGGAGUGCUAUUUUCUGGCUGUGCAGUGGCUGCGACCUUGAGGUGCCUAAAUUCUAUCGGCGUGCAGACCAUCACAGAACGGACCUUCUACAACUACCAGAGGGCCUACUUGCUGCCUGCCAUAAACGAGCUUUUCCACCGUAAGCAAGCUGAAAUGGCCAGUGAGCUUGCUGGCUUGCAAGUCGACCUGGCAGGUGACGGGCGCUGUGACUCUCCAGGCUACAGUGCCAAGUACAUGACAUACAGUGUGCUUUCUAUGCAGAAUGGCUGCAUUUUGCACACAGAACAAGUGCAAGUUGGAGAGUCGCCUGAAGUCCCUAACAGUGUUUCUAUGGAAAAACAAGGGCUUGCCAAGUGCUUGAUGGGUGUCGAGAAGCUGGGCAUCAGGAUACGUUCGCUGACAACAGACCGACAUCCUGGUGUCAACCGGUACUGCCGCGUGGAGAAGCCAGAGAUUAAGCACUGGUUUGAUACUUGGCAUGUUGCUAAAGGUCUGAAAAAAAAGCUCCUGGCUGCUAGCCGCACACAUCAAGUUAUCACACCUUGGAUCCAAAGCAUCCUAAACCACCUCUACUGGGUGGCUGCCAUGGGCCAAGGUGAUGGUGAGCUUGUCAUCAGCAUGUGGAGAAGCCUGCUCAACCACGUGUGCAACAAACACGAUGGCCAUGAUGGGCCCUACAAAAAAUGCCUCCAUGACUCCCUUGACGACAGGGAAUGGUUGAGACCAGCAUCACCUGCAUUUCUUCGUCUCAAAACCAUUGUCGACAAUGCGAGACUACUGAAGGAUAUCCGCCGGCUCUCUCCUGAGGUGCAAACGUUUUCAUUGGAGUCCUUCCACAGCGUGCUGAAUCGGUUUGCUCCAAAGUCCAAUGCCUUCUCAGUGGACGGAAUGCAAGAGAGAACGAGGCUCGCUGUGCUGCACUUCAACGAGAAUGCUGCACGGCACCAAGCACUCACUCAGGAUGGAGAGCAGCGGUGGAAGAUUAAAUCUUCCAAGGCAAGGCGAGGCCACUUCACUGUGACUACAGUGAAAGAGGACCCAAGCUACGAACGGAAGAUCCAUCAGCUGUGUUCCACAUCUAGGCCAGCAGACUGCCCCACGAGCAACACAUGACCCAAGACUAUAUAUUGUCCUUGCAAAUAAAUUGCGCCUUUUUUGGUCCAUGCUAUGAAGUGUGUCGCGUCAGUCCUUUGCAACCACAUGACGGCCUCAUGAGGAUACGUGUGGGCACCUCAUUGACUCUGGCUGCUCGGGCCACGUAGACAGGUGGUGCUCAGGCAUCCCCUGCAUCCUGCGCUUUCUGUCGCACAGCUGCUACGGAGGGAACACUAGACUGCAUCUCUCAGAAGCUGUCCGGGCCUUCAGACAGUCCAUGCGUGCCAUCUACGUAGCCUGGGCCAACAACUCGGCCGUCCGCCUGACUUUUGCCAAUGGACACACGGUCCUUUGUUUAUGUUUAUGCCACUCCUGCAUGUAACCCUGGAAAGAGGCCUUAUUAUGUUCAUGAAUUUAUGCCGCAGGGCGUACUUGCACAAUAAAAAAAGUGUUGAGACACUCCCGCAACACACUAACACCCGUCUGGUGAAAUGUGCCCCACUCUGUUCCGAGCAGGCAAGCGAAGAGAACUACUUGGCUAAUGCAGUCAGGCAGCCACCUUUCCUUGGGGCAGCAUCAAAGACUUGACCAA